Molecule: messenger RNA, 435 nt
Organism: Clonostachys solani
Lineage: Eukaryota; Fungi; Ascomycota; Sordariomycetes; Hypocreales; Bionectriaceae
Source: the annotation of a GenBank genome assembly
AUGGAGCCAAGUCUUAAUUUCAUAUGCCAGCCCUCCAUUGUUGAGAAGGGAGUCAACUUCAAGAAGCCUCCCAUCAUCAUCAAGUUUGAGAACUUCCCCGCUGGUUACAGCUAUUUCUCGGCAAAAAUCUGCCUCAAGGAUGAGAAUAAUGUGAUUUAUGUAAACGAUUGCCUUGGUGGUCAGACUAUGGCGUCCCCCAUCUUCGACGAGGUCAACAACGCAUGCUACUUCAAGAUCCGGCACACCAACAUCAGUGAAAAGGGAAAAUACUGUGUCGAGGUCCAGGUGUUCGGCAUUCCUCUGAACCCAGAGCAUGGGCAGGUCUAUAUCACCGACAACUGCUCCGCCCCGAUCAAGGCCAUCAGACACGACCCGAAUGUUCGCCUCAACAGCGAGGAGAAGGAGUUCCUGAACUACAUCAAGUCUCUGGAGUGA